GUUCCCCCUCCCUUUUCUUUUUCUAAUCUGAUCUUGCAAACAAUGCUCAUUCGUCCCUUUGCCUGGUACACGAUUGUUCAUUAUUUGCCUCCAAUAUCUUCAUAAAUUGUCUCUUCUGAUGAGUAACGACUUGAUUUCUUAAUAACCUUCUCUUGCCAACAACGACUGUUAAUCUUGCCAUACUACAAGAGAUUUACUUGUACAUUCAUCAAUCAGUCAGUGUUGAAGACAAAGUCGGGUCCUAAAGAGUUAUUUUCAUACAUAUCUCGUGAUCUUCCUUUUCUGCGAUAGGUCAAACUUCAAUUCGCCAAUCGGCUAUUCGUUGACCCGAAUCAUGGCUUCACCCGCGGUAUCAACGCCAUCAUCAGCUGGUUCUCCAGCAGCUCUUGCCCCAGCUCCUCCUGUUCUCGCCAUCAAAACUGGAAACCUAUCCAGCAUGAAUGCCAUGUCGCCAAUAUCGGGUGUAUCUACCCCUACUAUCAUGACAACCAAGGAAUGGGUUAUUCCGCCACGACCGAAGCCUGGACGAAAGCCUGCAACUGAUACCCCACCAACAAAGAGAAAGGCACAAAAUAGAGCCGCUCAACGUGCUUUUAGAGAACGACGUGCUGCACGAGUAGGUGAAUUAGAGGAACAACUUGAGGAGGCAAAGGAAGACCAACAAAGGCGUGAGAAUGAUAUGAGGUUGAAGAUCACUAGACUUGAGGCAGAGGUUUCUAGAUUCAAUGGCGAACUUCAAUCAUGGAGAUUACGAUGCGAGACCCUUGAUCGAAUUGCAGAUUACGAAAAGAGAGAGAAGGAAACUGCACUCAAGGAAUUAGCAUAUCUUAGGAAUGGACUUCAAAGCAAGAGUACUGAAGCUGUUCCUCUCCCACCACGCCGUAAUCGCCAGUCCACUCAGACACAACCCUUACCACUGCCACGACAACAACAAACCCCCUUUGUUCCAGACCUUGAGGUAUCAGAUGAGUCAAUCGGUUGUGGAGGUUGCAAAUCCUUGGGCGAAUGUGCUUGUGCUGAAGAAGUAAUUGCUAUGUCUACUCAGGGUUGUGGUAAUUGUGGCCCUGACACUCAUUGUCAGUGCUUAGAAGAAACGCUUAAGGAUGUCGGCAUGGACUUGAAGAGGGCACAUUCUCCUUCAGUUGAUGGCGCCUCGGAGAAGCGUGUUCGUUUGUCAUCUAGGCCUUCCAGUCCUCUCGAGAUUGAUUUCACUGCCCAAUUCUCACGACGGCAGCCAAUCGUCCGUGAGCCAUCGCCUCCACCUCAAGUCAUGACACGACCUAUGGAACCAUGCGGCUUCUGUGAUCAAUCAACAUUUUGCCCGUGUGCUGAAAGAGAACAGGAGAAUCGUCUUGCACCUCUACUUAAUGAAGUUACACCUCCACCAUCAGAUACAGAUGUUGAGAAUACACAGGUCAAACUUCCAUCUAUGCAACCCAACCAUAUGCAUCGACCAGUUAGUGCCGCACCAACUUCAAAUUCUUGCGCCAACGGCCCUGGUACUUGUAAACAAUGUAUAAGUGAUCCAAAGGCAGGACUAUUCUGUCGAUCACUCGCGGCAAUGAGAGCUUCUUCAAGCUCAGCCCCACCUGAAGGAUGCUGUGGCGGCAAUUCUUCUGGCGGUGGCUGUUGCAAGACAAUGGAGCCGGCAUCUACUUCAGAACCGCCUCCAAGCUUAUCUGUUGCGGAAACCUACAAGACUCUUUCUACCCACAAGAAUUUCGAUCAAGCCAGUGAUGAGUUAAAUACGUGGUUAGGUCGUCUCCAUGCUACACCGCUCCAACAUGCCGGGAGAGCACCCAUGGAAGUGGAGGCUGCAAGUGUUAUGGGUGUACUGAAGCUCUUUGACCGAAGAUUUGGAAGAGGGUGAAGACCAAAGAAAGUUUUAUUAUAGAUACCCAGCCUUAAUUACGACUCAUGAAGAUGAAUGAGUUCAUGUUUUAUUGUACAUAUUUUGCAUAAGCAUAAACCAAAAGCAUACGCGAUUUGACAUUUCUUGAUUUUUGGAGCAUCGUUCAUUAAAGUUGCCAACCUCCAUGUACAUGUUUAGUCUAAUAUACCAAAUGCGAUGCACAUACCUAUCCACUCCAACGG
Messenger RNA from Botrytis cinerea B05.10, 2094 nucleotides. RefSeq lists its product as hypothetical. Bases 335 to 1870 code for a protein of 511 amino acids. Gene Ontology annotation, cellular component: nucleus; RNA polymerase II transcription regulator complex. Gene Ontology annotation, molecular function: DNA-binding transcription activator activity, RNA polymerase II-specific; transcription cis-regulatory region binding. The record is from RefSeq and is a predicted model, not a curated record. Lineage: Eukaryota; Fungi; Ascomycota; Leotiomycetes; Helotiales; Sclerotiniaceae. The transcript has a single exon.